Penicillium angulare is the source of this 726-nucleotide messenger RNA. RefSeq lists its product as uncharacterized. The transcript has a single exon. The coding region runs from base 1 to 726 and encodes 241 amino acids. NCBI's taxonomy places the organism in Eukaryota, Fungi, Ascomycota, Eurotiomycetes, Eurotiales, Aspergillaceae. The record is from RefSeq and is a predicted model, not a curated record.
AUGUGCAACUAUUUCAAAAACUAUUAUAUCUAUAGUCGUUGCUCAAAUCCAAGCGCGCAUGUUAUAAAGACUUCUUUGGAUAAUGACGGAGCCAAAAGUAAAGAGUGCAGCUCUUCUCCUCACGAUAGAUUUAUCGUCGUGGCUGGCAAUUGCAUCUUAUGUGACCCCACGGGAGGCGGGGACUUGCCCGACGAAUCAGAUGAGGAAAUCAAUGCGAUUCUAGCACGCGAUUACUCAAAGCCUCAUAUGAGGACUUCUGCUCCCGAGGAAAGACCAUUGCCUUCUGCAACUUCUCGGAUGACCUCCUCCCACGAUGACUCUGGAUACGCAUCGAGAGCAACCAGAAGUGCCGAGAGCAAGACUCGAAUAUCUGGCCUAUCUCGUUUAAAUGAUACAGGUGCAAAAGAAAAAUAUGCAUCGGAGACAUCAAAUAGAGCGCGCUUGAAAGAACGACAAUAUGAAACUGAUGACCGAUCUGAUCGUGAUGCAGAGUCUGUUUAUACUGCGGGUCCUGACAUACAUCCUCAAAGGCGCGAGGCUUAUAUUGUCGUAUUCGCUGAUGAACUGCUGAGCAGAGCUUUACCAGAGGAAAUAGACGAAGAUCUUAUCGGAAGUCUCUGUGCAGCUUUGCCAAAACUUCUGAAGAUAUUCGCGACCAUGGUGGGCGCUGCUGAUACAAAACAGAUACAUCGAGAACUAAUGGUAUUCAUUCGAAAGCAUCGUUAG